This is a messenger RNA of Spirodela intermedia, 2716 nucleotides long. NCBI's taxonomy places the organism in Eukaryota, Viridiplantae, Streptophyta, Magnoliopsida, Alismatales, Araceae. The record is from the annotation of a GenBank genome assembly.
AUGACAUCCAAGCCACCUUUGAGUAACCGCAAGAUACUCAAGUUGACAGAUCAGGAAUUUCAAAAAAGAAAAGAUAAAGGAUUAUGCUAUUACUACAAUGAAAAAUUCACUCUAGGGCAUCGCUGGAAAAAGGAGUUGGAUAUUAUUGUUGUGGAUGAAGACCAGAAGAGUGCAGAAGAUGAUAGCACCAAUGAAGGGUGGGAACUAUUUGAUCAGAUUAUAUCCAACAUGGAUGAGAAGGCUUUUACUGCACACAUGUCCUUAAAUUCAGUCAUGAGAAUUAUUCAGCAAGGGACUAUGAAAUUCUGGGGCAAAAUUCAUGACACCAAGGUGUCAAUAUCAUUGAUAGUGGGGCAACUCACAAUUUCUUGUACACCAAAAUAAUUGAUAACUUAUCCUUACAAAUGGAGAAGCUAAAUGGCUACAGCAUAGUUAUGAGCAACGGCAACAUAGUGGCAGGUGCAGCAAUUUGCAAGGCUAUUCUUCUCCAUGUGCAAGGUGUUUUGAUAGUACAAUAUUCCUUACCACUAAAAUUGAGUGACACGGAUGUGAUCCUAGGCAUACAGUGGUUGAAAACUUGGGGGUGGAUCCUUUCCAACUAUGAUAAGUUCAUAAUGAGGUUCAUGAUAGGAGGCAAAAUUCACAUCUUCAAAGAAGACCCUAGUAUUAUCAAAAUCAAUACAUCACCAAGAAAAGUAAAGAAGGAACUUAAGAGUAGGAAGGCAUAUGUGGUUGAAUUGCAUCACAUUCACUCACAUAGAGACCCUAAUGCACCCAACGAUUUAGAAAUCAGUCUAAAACAAGAAUUUCUAAAGGUUUUUGAAGUAGUGAUAGGAAUGUCACUCAAGCGCCCUGUUGACUAUGCCAUUCAUCUAUUACCAGGAACAAAACCUAUUAACUUGAGGCCUUAUAAAUACUCUCAUUUUUAGAAAAAUAAAAUUGAGACACUCGUCCAAGAACUCAUAUCAACAGAAGUCAUACAACCUUCACAUAGUCCUUAUGUGAGCCCUGCAUUAUUAGUCAAGAAAAAAAAUGGCGGAUAGAGAUUUUGUACAGAUUAUAGAGCAUUGAACCGAGCUACAAUUCCUGACCAAUACCCCAUUCUAGUUGUAGAUGAGCUGCUAGAUGAAUUAUCUGGGAAAUCAGUUUUUUCAAAACUUGAUUUAAAGUCAGGAUAUUAUCAAAUCAAAAUGAAAAAGAAAGAUGUACCUAAGACUGUAUUCAAGACUCAUCAUGGCCAUUAUGAAUUUAAAGUCAUGCCUUGCGAAUUGUCAAAUGCACCAGCAACCUUUCAAUCACUAAUGAACCAAAUAUUUCAACAUCAAUUGAGGUGAUUCGUACUGGUUUUCUUUGAUGAUAUACUUGUGUACAGCGUCACUGCUGCUGAACACUAGCAUCAUAUGAGGACGGUAUUUUUCAUUCUCCAGCAAAUUCUCUUCAAAUUAAUGUCAAGAAAUGCAGAUUUAGAGAAAGUAAACUAGAGUAUUUGGGCCACUAGGUGUCGGCAGAAGGAGUAGAAGUCAAUAAGGGGAAGAUAUCUGCCAUGACUAAUUGGCCAAUUCCUAAAAAUCUUAAGGAACUCUGUGGGUUCCUAAGGCUCACUAGAAUUAUAGAAAAUUUAUAGCCAACUAUGCUUUAAUUGCGUGGCCACUAACACAAUUAUUAAGAAAAGAUGUAUUCUAUUGGUCAAGAGAAGCACAAGCAGCUUUUUCUACCCUUAAACAAGUAAUGACUAUGGCUCCGAUAUUAGCAUUACCAAUUUUUUCAUAAGAAUUUAUUGUGAAAACUGACGCUUUUAGAUCAAGUGUUGGGGCCAUUCUCAUAUAACAAGGGCGCCCAAUAGCUUAUUUCAGUCAAACACUUUCAAUGAGAGCCAAAUUGAAAUCAGCCUAUGAAUGGGAGUUGAUGGCUCUAAUGUUGGUAGUAAGAAAAUAGAGACAUUAUCUUAUGUAUCAACAUUUUAUCAUCAAAAUAGAUCAGUACAGUCUUAAAUUCUUACUUGAAUAGAAGGAAAUCCAUGUUGAAUAUCAUAAAUGGUUGGUGAAAUUGAUGGGCUAUAGUUUUGAAAUUAAAUAUAAUGAAGGGAAAAACAAUUAGGCCGCAUAUGCAUUAUCCCGAUGUCCAUUAUUACUGCAGGCUGAACUAAAUGAGCCAAUAGCACAUCACUGCAUUGAUCUCGAAGCUGUCUGACUAAUAGCGGACCAAGACACUAGGUUUGCAGAGAUUAAAACCUCCUUGUCUAAAGGAGAUACAGCAAACAAAUUAUAUUCUUUGAAGGAUGGAUCUUUGCUAUAUAAAGAAAGGUUGGUUCUGCCAACACAUUCUCGUUUAAUUAUCAGAGUGUUACAAUUAAUUUAUGACAGCUUGGUGAGGGGUCAUUCGGGGUUUCAAAAGACAUACCAUAGAAUUUCGCAACAAUUCUAUUGGCAAAGAAUGAAGAAAGAUAUAAAGGCAUAUAUCAACAAUUACCCUACUUGUUUACAGUGCAAAUCUUCUUCACUAUCUCCGACAGGACUUCUACAACCAUUUGCCUAUACCUACCCAAAUAUGAGAAGACUUUUCAAUGGAUUUUAUUGAAGCCUUACCCAAAUCAUAUGAAUCGAAUGCCAUAUUAGUAGUAGUGGAUAGAUUCAGCAAGAACAGUCAUUUCAUUGCCCUACAUCAUCCAUUCUCAGCCAAGGAGGUCGCUCAACUAUUCAUCAAGGAAAUCGUAUGA